Molecule: messenger RNA, 1416 nt
Organism: Photinus pyralis (common eastern firefly)
Lineage: Eukaryota; Metazoa; Arthropoda; Insecta; Coleoptera; Lampyridae
Gene: Prps
Product: ribose-phosphate pyrophosphokinase 1
Exons: 6
Coding region: 106-1242 (378 amino acids)
Biological process (GO): 5-phosphoribose 1-diphosphate biosynthetic process; purine nucleotide biosynthetic process; ribonucleoside monophosphate biosynthetic process
Cellular component (GO): ribose phosphate diphosphokinase complex; cytoplasm
Molecular function (GO): ribose phosphate diphosphokinase activity; magnesium ion binding
Source: RefSeq, a predicted model, not a curated record
AUAACCUUUAAAAAUUAACCAGCACAUGCUCAAGAUGAAAACUUUGAUAUAAUCAAUAACAACAAUUUCAAAUUUCUGGUGGUGAAAACUGUGAUAAUUAUUGCGAUGUCCAAAGAAGAUGACGCGAAUCUAAUGCCCGUCUUAUCAUCUCAACCUAUUCGUGCAAAGAGCUUGACGCGGGCUAAUCUCGAGAAGCCCUCACCACUACUUCGCAGCAGAAUGCCGAAUAUUAAGGUUUUUAGUGGAACGUCGCAUCCCGAUCUCGCGCAAAGGAUCGUCGACCGCCUGGGAAUCGACAUUGGGAAGGUAGUAACAAAAAAGUUUAGUAACUUGGAAACAUGCGUGGAAAUUGGGGAAUCCGUGCGCGGGGAAGAUGUUUACAUCGUGCAGUCGGGAAGCGGCGAAAUCAACGAUAACCUGAUGGAACUUCUUAUUAUGAUCAACGCCUGUAAAAUUGCAUCCGCCAGUCGAGUUACUGCCGUUAUCCCUUGCUUCCCUUACGCCAGACAGGACAAAAAAGACAAGGCUGGAAAUGCGGAUGACAAAGAGCGAAGCGUUGAAAAAUGGAAAUCUAUCGAAUGGAAAUACAGGAGCCGAGCGCCGAUAUCAGCAAAAUUAGUCGCGAAUAUGUUAUCAGUCGCCGGAGCCGAUCACAUCAUCACAAUGGACUUGCAUGCCUCUCAAAUUCAGGGCUUUUUCGAUAUACCAGUCGACAAUUUAUACGCGGAGCCUGCGGUUUUAAAAUGGAUUAAGGAAAACAUACCGGAAUGGAGGAACAGUAUAAUUGUUUCGCCGGAUGCGGGCGGCGCCAAGCGGGUGACCUCCAUUGCGGAUCGGUUAAAUGUGGAAUUCGCUCUUAUUCACAAGGAGAGGAAGAAAGCUAAUGAAGUUGCGUGCAUGGUUUUAGUUGGUGACGUUAAAGAUAGAGUUGCCAUAUUAGUUGACGAUAUGGCAGACACGUGCGGUACCAUUUGUCACGCCGCCGAAAAAUUAAUGGAAGCGGGCGCGACGAAAGUUUACGCCAUAUUGACACACGGAAUUUUUUCUGGGCCGGCUAUUUCCAGAAUUAACAACGCUUGUUUCGAAGCGGUUGUCGUUACGAAUACAAUUCCUCAAGAUGAACACAUGAAGGAGUGCCCAAAAAUUCAGUGCAUUGACGUUUCGAUGAUGUUUGCUGAAGCUGUACGACGUACCCACAAUGGUGAAUCUGUGUCAUAUCUUUUCUCGAAUGUUCCUUAUUAAAGAAAAGCAUUAGUGUUUAAAACAGGAUGAACAAAUCUGAAACUUUUUAUAUUCGUCGUUGAAUAAAUUAAAGGAAUGCAGACUGUUUGUCCUUGUGUAUGUUGCCUCUAAAUUUUCAAUUAAGAAAAUUUAUCAUGUUACAAUAUGUCAUACAUAUAAGUUUUAUAGAAAGAA